UUCUAUCAUUUGUAUUCCCUUUCUGUGUGUGUUUCACAUGAUCUGCUUGCAUGUUUCUACUUGAUCUGUGUCUUUGCAGCUUUUGGCACUCUCUAAGUAGACAUCAAAGCUUUAAAUUAGCCAUUUCCUGUCCCUCUUCUUUAAUUCUCCUCCUUUAGUCCUGUUGUAUGCAGAAGAAAGAACACACCAUGCAUAGAAGACAGAGUUCCAUGGUGGAUAAUACUAAAGUUCCUCAUAGAAGAAGAACCCCUUCUUUCUCUUCAAUCCUUCUUGAUGCCAUUUAUCGAUCCAUCGACGGAAACGAGCCGACAUUGUGCCAUCACGGGGAGAAAACGAGUGCAAACCCUGUUAAGAAACAGAGCACCGGUGCUCCCAUGGAAGGUGGUCGGAAGGCUUCGAGUCUUAAACGUGCUAUCGAUCAUCGAUCGGCAGUUCAUUUCAACUCGACUUCGAGCUCAUCGGAUUCAAGCAACGGUGGAGUCUUCUCGUCCUCGUCCGAAGCCGAGUCGGGUUAUAGAGAGAAAUCGAGAAGAUCGAAGCCGGUUAAGUACUAUAAAUGCAGGCGGCCCGACGACGACGAGGAGCGAGAAAAGGCCAAGGGAGAAAUUGGCGGAGGGCUCACAAAGACCAAGCUGAAAGCAUUGAAAAUCUAUGGUGAAUUGAAGAAAGUUAAGCAACCGAUUUCCCCCGGCGGUCGUAUCACCAGCUUCUUAAACUCCAUCUUCAAUGCCAAUGCCAAGAAAGUGAAGAUGUGCUCUAAUUGUGUUUCUGGCGAUGUCGAAUUUCAUCGAAAAUCGAAAUCGACAGCUUCAUCACCCUCUUCAUUCUCCAGGCCUUGUUUGAGCGAAACACCUUCUUCAAGUGGUAAUAAUAACAAGUACAGUAAUGGACUUAAGGGUAUUAAAAGGUCAGUUAAAUUUUGCCCAGUUAAUGUCAUUUUCGAUGAAGAUUGCAGACCUUGUGGCCAUAAAUGCAUUUAUGAAGAAGAUCCCAGAUUAAUGUCCUCAACUGUUCAAAAGAAUCUUAAAGUUUCUUCAAGAACUGAGGAGCUGAAGAAAAAAGAAUCGGCAGUUAGCAGUAAAGCAAUUGAUUAUGUGACGAGCUAUCAAAGAAGGGGCAUUAGGAAAAUGGAUUUGAGAGGGUUUAUCGAAGAGUAUGACGACGAAGAUGAAGAAGACGAUGCACUGAGUUAUUCGAGUUCGGAUCUUUUCGAGUUGGAUCAUCUCAUCAGAAUCGGAAGGUACAGAGAGGAACUACCGGUGUUUGAAACUACGAGGUUGAAAAGUAAUGAAGCCAUUGUUAAUGGCUUCGUGUUGUAA
This is a messenger RNA of Hibiscus syriacus, 1319 nucleotides long. Its product is annotated as protein BIG GRAIN 1-like C. The record is from RefSeq and is a predicted model, not a curated record. Gene Ontology annotation, biological process: auxin-activated signaling pathway. The transcript has a single exon. Bases 168 to 1319 code for a protein of 383 amino acids. NCBI's taxonomy places the organism in Eukaryota, Viridiplantae, Streptophyta, Magnoliopsida, Malvales, Malvaceae.